Molecule: messenger RNA, 3805 nt
Organism: Lycium barbarum (goji berry)
Lineage: Eukaryota; Viridiplantae; Streptophyta; Magnoliopsida; Solanales; Solanaceae
Exons: 1
Coding region: 1-2649 (882 amino acids)
Biological process (GO): proteolysis
Molecular function (GO): aspartic-type endopeptidase activity
Source: RefSeq, a predicted model, not a curated record
AUGGUGAACCAUGGAGACCGCCUCUCGAUUUUGGAAACGGCGGUCAACAGAUUUCGACCCGUGCCUGAAAGGGUGGAGGACCUGGACCGCAGGAUGCGGCAGGCCGAACAAGACAUUGUAAACAUUGCUACUGACACUGAUGCAGCCGCACAGGCGGCCGCCACACAAAGAGAUGAGGACCUAGCCCAUAGGACUCAGGAGGCAGAUCGACUGACUGCCAUGCAAGUAACCAUCGACAAUUUGACUAAUCAGAUCAAUGUUGUCAAUGCUGCCUUACAAGGCCUACUCCGAGGAGGGGGCAAUCCCAUUGGGGGCGCGGCAAACAUUGCCCUGGCACCCCAGAAACUCAAGAUUCCUGAACCAAAGCCCUACCAGGGUUCUCGAAAUGCCAAAGAAGUGGAAAAUUUUAUCUUUGACAUCGAACAGUACUUUGACGCUGUGGGCGAACUGGAAGAGCCAAAGAAGGUCGCAACUGCUGCCAUGUAUCUACAAGGCGACGCCAAACUCUGGUGGCGUGUUAAAUAUGAAGGCAUAAAAGCGGGCGAGGAUGCUCUUGAGACAUGGGAAGAACUAAAAGCAGCCAUCCGCUUACAGUUCUUCCCCGAGAACGUCGAGUAUAAUGCACGGAGGAAACUUCGGGAGCUCAGGCAAACGAAUUCAGUCCGAGAUUAUGUCCGCGAGUUCUCUGCCCUCAUGCUGAACAUAAGGGACAUGGGCGACAAGGACAAACUUUUCACGUUCAUGGAAGGCUUGAAACCCUAUGCCCGCAUGGAAAUACAAAGACAGAGGGUGGAUACCUUGCCCAAGGCCAUCCAAGCUGCGGAAUGCCUCAGUGACUAUCAAGUGGAUGCUCGAAAGGAUAAACCUCAACCACCAGCCCGUGGGGGAUUCAAAGGGGGCCAAUCCUACAAUGCUGGCCCCAGCAGAAGUGGGGGAGAUCGUAGUGCGACCAAAUCAAAAGGUUCUUCCUCAGGCAGCAAUAGUGCUGCAUCUCAUAAUAAUGAUCGGGGGCGGAAGCCCCCCUCAGGAUGUCGUCAUUGCGGCGGACCACAUUGGAACAAUGAAUGCCCACAGGCACAGAUGAACGCCCAUCAAAUUUUGGAUGAUGGGACGGAUGAUGAGGAUGAUGCGGAUCAGACAGAACCAAUAGGUGCCUUCAAUGCACUUGUUUGUUCCAUUUCCAAUGUUGUAGAAGGCACCAGUGCCGGCAUAUGCAAAAAGAAAGACCCAAGCUCAACUGCCAAGAAGGGAAAAGCCAAGGCAGGCAACGGGCCUCCUCCCAGAAAGGAGAAGACCCUGAUGUUUGUCGACUUGAGAGUAAAUGGCAAGCCUAUUAAGGCCAUGAUAGACACAGGUGCUACGCACAACUACUUGGCCACCACAGAAGUAGAGCGCCUUGGUCUAGUUGUUGGAAAGGGUAAGGGUCGUGUCAAAGCUAUCAACUCGCCACCCCAAUUGGUGGGCGGAAUAGCCAAAGGAGUGCCGGUAAAGAUGGGUCCUUAUGAAGGCAAGUUCGACUUGCGGGUUGUGAUCAUUGACGAUUUCGACUUGAUAGUGGGGUUGGAAUUCAUGAGGCAAACUAACAUCAUUCCCAUACCCUAUGCGGACAUGCUUCUGAUAAUGGGAGCAAACGGGGCCAAACCUUGCAUUGUCCCGUGCACAACCAUAAAGAUGGCAUCAGGAAAUAUCUCUGCAUUGCAACUGAAGAAGGGGGUCCAUCGACAAGAACCCACGUUCCUGGCUACCCUUUGCAAUGAAGAGAUUGAGUCUUCUUCAGGCCCCAUUCCAACGCCUGUGAAGGAGCUCAUGAAGGAGUUUGAGGAUGUCAUGCCACAAGACAUGCCGAAGCGACUCCCGCCUAGGCGGACGGUCGAUCAUGAAAUUGAAUUGGUGCCUGGCGCGAAGCCACCUGCCCGCGCACCCUACAGAAUGUCACAACCCGAACUCACCGAGCUUCGGAGACAAUUGACAGAGAUGCUGGACACGGGGAUCAUCGUUCCCUCCAAAUCACCUUAUGGGUCACCUGUAUUAUUCCAAAAGAAACAUGACGGUACCCUAAGGCUCUGUGUUGACUAUCGAGCUCUCAACAAGAUCACCGUGAAGAACAAGUAUCCCAUACCACUAAUGGCGGACUUGUUUGAUAGACUGGGCGGAGCCACAGUGUUCACCAAAGUAGACCUGAAGACAGGUUAUUGGCAAGUCCGCAUUGCUGAAGGAGACGAGUCCAAGACGACAUGUGUAACCAGAUAUGGCUCGUUCGACUUCCUGGUCAUGCCGUUCGGCUUGACCAAUGCUCCGGCCACGUUUUGCACCCUAAUGAACCAGGUCUUUCGAGAAUACAUUGAUGAAUUUGUGGUAGUAUACCUGGACGACAUUGUGGUGUACAGCAAAACGUUAGGCGAACACCUGGAGCACCUGAGGAAAGUCCUAACUCGGUUGCGAGAGCAUGAAUUGUACGUAAAGCUGUCCAAAUGCUCUUUUGCCCAAAAACAGAUUGACUUUCUCGGGCAUGUUGUUGAAGAGGGUCGCAUCAAGAUGGACCAACAAAAGAUCAGGGCUAUCACAGAUUGGCCACCACCCAAGGAUAUCCAUGCCGUGAGGGCUUUCCUUGGCCUAUGCAACUUUUAUCGGCGAUUCGUCAAGGACUAAUCCCUCAUUGCAUUACCACUGACGGAACUCCUCAAGAAGAUCACACCUUGGGAUUGGUCGCCAAAGAGAGCAGACGCUUUCAAUUCACUAAAAGCGGCUAUGUCUAGUAGCCCUGUCUUGGCCUUGCCUGAUUUGACCAAACCUUUCGAAGUGGAAACAGAUGCCUCCGACUACGCCUUGGGCGGAGUCUUGCUACAAGAGGGGCACCCGGUGGCCUACGAGAGUAGAAAGUUGAAGGAUGCAGAACGGCGCUAUGCGGCUCACGAGAAAGAAUUAUUGGCUGUGGUCCACUGCCUGCGCCUUUGGAGGCACUAUCUUCUGGGAUCCCCAUUUGUGGUGAAGACGGAUAACACGGCUGUCAGUCACUUCAUGACCCAGCCAAGUCUAAAUGGCCGCCAGGCCAGAUGGCAGGAGCUCCUAGCGGAAUUUCACUUCAAUCUGGAAUACCGAAGUGGGAAGACCAACCAUGUUGCGGAUGCACUUAGCCGAAGGGCCGAUCUAGCAUCGGUAUGCUUUCUCGCCACCCUCAGGGGGAGCGAAGUAGCUACCACCAUAAAAGAUCAAAUCCAGGAUCUUCUCAGCAAAGACCCUUCGGCACAGUACUUGGUCGACCUAGCAGGUCAAGGGAAAACUCGCCAGUUCUACAUGGAGGACGGGUUCUUGAAGGCAAAAGGAAACCGCCUUUAUGUUCCUAAAGGAGGAGAUUUGCGGAGAACUCUCCUAAUGGAAUGUCACGAUACUCUAUGGGCAGGCCACCCAGGAGAAGAGCGUACCAUGGCACUGCUACGCCGUGCAUAUUAUUGGCCCCAGAUGGCAGAUGAUGUUGCUCAGUAUGUGAAGACUUGCCUAGUAUGCCAGAAAGACAAGUCCGAUCGCUUGACACAAGCGGGCCUGUUGGAGCCAUUACCUGUCCCAAAGAGGCCUUGGGAAAGCGUCUCAUUGGAUUUCAUCACCGGCUUGCCCAAGGUUGGAGAUCUCACGACUAUCUUGGUCGUGGUUGAUCGGUUUUCCAAAUAUGCUACUUUCAUUGCAGCACCCAAGUAUAUAUCAGCAGAGGAGACAGCUCGACUCUUCUUCACCCAUGUUGUCAAAUAUUGGGGUCUGCCCAAGGAUAUUGUUAGCGAUCGUGACUCUCGCUUCACUAGCAACUUUUGGA